Cynara cardunculus var. scolymus (artichoke) is the source of this 691-nucleotide messenger RNA. RefSeq names its product lactoylglutathione lyase. Bases 81 to 497 code for a protein of 138 amino acids. The record is from RefSeq and is a predicted model, not a curated record. The transcript is spliced from 4 exons. NCBI's taxonomy places the organism in Eukaryota, Viridiplantae, Streptophyta, Magnoliopsida, Asterales, Asteraceae.
UUUUAUUUAUACAUAUAUAUAGAGAGAUAUAGAUAUUCAGGAAGAAAAGAAUACAAUCGGUUUGUUUAUAUGUGAAAUUAAUGGCUGCCGAAGGAGUUUCACUGAACCAUGUGUCGAGAGAAUCCUCAGAUAUCGAUCGUCUUGCUCAGUUUUACCAAGAGAUAUUUGGAUUCGAACGCAUAGAAAGCCCUAAAUUUGAAUUCAAGGUGAUAUGGUUGAGGCAAUCGCCAUCUUUCUAUCUCCACCUCAUCGAGAGGGAUCCUUCCACGAAGCUUCCAGAAGGUCCAUGGAGUUCCAACGCUGCUGUCGCAGACCCUCACAACCUUCACAGGGGUCAUCAUCUCUGUUUCUCCGUUUCUAAUUUUGACUCCUUCGUCAAAACCCUCAAGGAGAAAGGAAUCGAGACGCAUGAGAAGACUCAACCAAAUGGGAAAACAAAACAAGUGUUCUUUUUUGAUCCUGAUGGUAAUGGAUUGGAGGUUGCUAGCCAGCCUUGAUGUGAUGAUCUACAAAAGUAAUGAAUCCAGGGUUUCUUCUUUAUGGUCACAAGGUAGAUGCAAACCUCUAUGUACCAUAGUCAUGUAGAGUAAAACAUCUAAAAACUUAUUAGUUUUUACUCGUGUUAAGGUACCUUACUAUGUGUUAAGAUGGUUCCUAUGGAUUUUAUAUAUAUAUUUAGAUUUUGUCAAAA